This is a messenger RNA of Pelodiscus sinensis (Chinese soft-shelled turtle), 5628 nucleotides long. NCBI's taxonomy places the organism in Eukaryota, Metazoa, Chordata, Testudines, Trionychidae. The record is from RefSeq and is a predicted model, not a curated record.
GUGGGAAUCGCUAAGGGGCGGGGGUGCUCGGGCCCCACUAUAACGGCUGGAUCCUGCGCCCAGUGGCGUUAGCUUCCCCUCGCGGGCACAGCCCAGGGCAACCGCUGCCUCUUCGCAGGGCCGGGCCGCACCGCCGGGCAGCCCGCGCCCAGAGCUCGGCCUCCCCGCCUCCUGCUGGCGCUUUGCCCUGCCAUUGGGCGAAGGAGACGCCAGUUCAGCCGCCUGCCCUGGCCCAGCCCCCGUGGACUUCCGUGUUGCCUAGUACCUAGCAAGCCCAAGAGCCGCUAGCUGAGGGCGCAGGUACCGGGGCUGCUGGAUUCGCUCCACCGCCUCCACCUUCUCUUCUAUCCUAGGCGGGAAGGAGCUUGCGGGAAGCAUCGGCUACUCAUUGCGGAGCAGUUCGUGGUGUUACAGGGAGCAACAGCCUGACUAGGCUCUUUGCCAGCCAAUUCCUGCUUUAUUAUUCUGCCAUUCACUGUGCUCUACCCUACUUCCUAAAAGAGUAAAAAAUGGCAUUUCGUAAGAUAGUAAAAGGAACGGCUCUCAUUGGAGGAGGUGCGAUAGCAACAGUUUUUGGACUCUCUCAAUUGUCUGAGUAUAGAAACAAACACGGUAACUCUAUGUAUGUUCAGGCAGCAGAACCAGUGAACAUACCAAUGAAAAAUUCUUUUCCGUCAAGAGAUGAUCAGCUUCUGGCUCUACAAAACACAAGUGAAUUUGAUGUGCUUGUUAUAGGAGGAGGAGCAACAGGCUGUGGCUGUGCAUUAGAUGCUGUUACAAGAGGACUAAAAACAGCUCUUGUAGAAAGAGAUGAUUUCUCAUCAGGGACCAGCAGCAGGAGCACUAAAUUGAUCCAUGGUGGAGUGAGAUAUCUUCAGAAGGCCAUCAUGAGGUUGGAUUUUGAGCAGUACAGGAUGGUAAAAGAAGCACUUCAUGAGCGUGCCAACUUGCUUGAAAUUGCUCCUCAUUUGUCUGGUCCUUUGCCUAUAAUGCUUCCUGUUUAUAAAUGGUGGCAGCUGCCAUACUACUGGGUGGGAAUAAAACUAUAUGAUCUUGUAGCUGGAAGUCAGUGUCUGAAAAGCAGCUAUGUGCUCAGCAAGUCAAGAGCCUUGGAACUCUUUCCAAUGCUACAGAAAGACAGACUUGUAGGCGCUAUUGUCUACUAUGAUGGACAGCACAACGAUGCACGAAUGAACCUUGCCAUUGCCCUCACUGCUGCCAGGUAUGGUGCUGCCACAGCCAAUUACACUGAAGUGGUGCACUUGCUGAAGAAGACCGAUCCAAAGAGCGGGAAGGAGCGUGUCUGUGGUGCACGAUGCAGAGAUGUUCUAACAGGGCAGGAAUUUGAUGUCAAAGCCAAAUGUGUUAUCAAUGCUACAGGACCUUUCACAGACUCUAUACGCAAAAUGGAUGAUCAGGAAGUAUCAAACAUCUGUCAGCCAAGUGCAGGCGUGCAUAUUGUGAUGCCUGGUUAUUACAGCCCUGAUAACAUGGGGCUGCUUGACCCAGCCACUAGUGAUGGACGAGUAAUUUUCUUCCUACCAUGGGAAAAGAUGACUAUUGCCGGGACUACAGAUACUCCAACUGAGGUUACACAUCACCCGAUACCUACAGAGGAAGAUAUUAACUUUAUUUUGACUGAAGUGCGCAACUAUCUUAGUUGUGAUGUUGAAGUGAGAAGAGGAGAUGUCUUGGCAGCAUGGAGCGGCAUUCGUCCCCUUGUCACUGAUCCCAGCUCUAAAGACACCCAGUCAAUAUCUAGGAAUCAUGUUGUUGCUGUUAGUGACAGUGGCCUGGUUACUAUAGCAGGUGGGAAGUGGACAACCUAUCGCUCCAUGGCACAAGAUACCAUUGAUGCAGCCAUCCAGACUCACAAUCUAAAGGCAGGCCCAUGUAAGACAGUAGGCCUGUUACUGCAGGGGGCUAAGGACUGGAGUCCUACUCUUUACAUUAGGUUGGUCCAAGAUUAUGGACUGGAAAGUGAGGUGGCUCAGCACCUUGCUUCUACAUAUGGUGACAAGGCUUUUGAGGUGGCCAAAUUAGCCCAAGUUACUGGAAAGAGGUGGCCUAUUGUUGGAAAACGCCUUGUAUCAGAAUUUCCAUAUAUUGAAGCUGAGGUUGUAUAUGGGGUAAAAGAGUAUGCGUGCACUGCAGUGGAUAUGAUUUCACAUCGCACUCGGCUGGCCUUCUUGAACGUGCAAGCUGCAGAUGAAGCCCUACCAAGAAUCAUUGAUAUAAUGGGGAAGGAACUUCGCUGGAGUGAUCAGAAGAAAAAGGAAGAACUUGAAUCUGCUAAAAAGUUUCUGUACUAUGAAAUGGGCUACAAGGCAAAAUCAGAACAAUUAACAGACAGCUCUGAAAUCACACUUAUACCUUCAGAUAUUGACAGAUAUAAAAAGAGGUUCCACAUGUUUGAUAAAGAGAAGAAAGGUUUUAUUACCAUACUGGAUGUUCAACUUGUGUUAGAGAACAUCAGCAUUCAAAUUGAUGAAAAUACACUUCAUGAGAUUUUAAAUGAGGUGGAUUUGAACAAAAAUGGGCAGGUUGAACUCAAUGAGUUUUUGCAGCUCAUGAGUGCUAUUCAGAAGGGAUAUGUGUCAGGAAGCCGACUGGCUGUACUUAUGAAAACUGCUGAAGAGAAUUUACAUCAGAGAGUUGUUAUUCCAGUGGAUCGAAGUGGUGGUGGACUGUGAGUUUGAAAAAUGCAAAACCUGCAUACAGCUAUGUGUCGCUGCCUCGUUCAGUGCUGAAAAACAUUCCAAUGGUUUCAAAAGUCUGUUUAUUCUACACGAUCUGUAGCUGGUGGUCAGGUAGCUUUUACAAAAACAAACGGGUGCAUUUAUCUUUUUCCUUAUUUUCUGUGCUUAUAUUAAUACUCCAAAAUGUGGCCUUUUGGACUGGGCAGACUUCAGACAUGGAAAUUAUUUGCAAGAAUUCAGACGAGUCUAGAAAAGGGUUGUUCAGACACUCCCUCUCACAACUUUAAGCUCUUAGAUAUUCUCUAUGCACCAUUUCUUUUUAAGCAUGCAGAUUAGCUGCUACCUAAAAUCUACUUUAAUUAAAAGUAUUAGGCAUGUUCAAAGUGCCUGUCAGAAAAAGAAAAGUUUUCAUGGGGGAAAGGGGAAAUGUUCACAUUUAGGUUUUCAGGAGGUUGCCACAAAAAAAUAUCUUGAGCACUUCUAAAUUAAACAUCCUGAUAAAGAAUCAUAGUGAUAUUUAUGGAAUGCUGCAUAGUCACUUCAAUGCUUCUCAGUGUUGUACUCAUUCAGUGGCAUCAAAUUUUUUGUCAGAUACAUUUCUGUCAAUAAAAUUUUGACAGUAUGAGGCUGGAAGAGCACAAGAUGGAAGCAAAAAAACCAAAAUUAUCAUAAUAAGAUAUAAUUUAAAGUAAAACAUAAUAUAGGUACUGUAUACCUUUCACUCCUAUGUGUGGAAACCAGUCUGUUUUCAGUAUAUGCUAUUGUCGAGCAGAUAUUGGCGUAUCUUGUAAAUUCUCGUACUGUUUGUUUUUGGGUUUUUUAGACAAAUACUGAAAGUAUAUAUAACAAGAGCUUUGCCAUAUUACUCUAAUCUUAGUCAGUUAAUAUUUGCAAAAUGUACACUUAAAUGGGAAAGUUGUUUUGGUGAUCUAGCAGGGCUUACUGAAAAAGCGGUAAGGGCUAUUCAGCAAAUUAAUGCAAAGUUGAGAACACCAAUUUUGGGCUAUUUAUUUGAGCCUUUCUCGCACAUGCUGCACCUGGCUAUUUGCCCUGUGACUCUUCCUAUUAUGAAAUUGACUAUGAUCAGCAUUAAGAUCAAAUGGAGGGUUUCUGCUUGAUCUGUGGCAGGGAGGAAAAAAAUAAUGGAUAUUUUAUUGGUAAGUACUUUUCAUAAUAGUCCCGAGUAUAAAUAUCAGUUUACAUCUCAAAGCAGAAGCCUUGAAUUUAAAGUGCCAGCGUACAUAUACACAACUAAAUGCAAAAUCUGAUUAAUUUUAAUCCAUUAAGGGCACAUGAUGUGAGGUUAAUAUUCUCUAAGCAGUGCAGUUCUGAAUAGUAGACAAGUAAAAUAAUAUUGUAUGCAAAAUAUUUAGGUGCUCAGGAUGUAAAAUAACUGUGAUGACAGUACUAACUACAGGUGGUAAUGGUGAGGUGAUUGAAUUUUUUCAUCUAGUACAUUUCCAGCUAUUACAAAUUGUAUUGAUCUAAAUAUGGGUGAAGGAAAAGCCCACCUAAAAUUAUUAAAUGAAUCUGAACUUAUCAGUUAAGGGCAAAUAUACAGCACUUAGUCUAAACAAAAAAUGGAGGGAAGACUGUAUUCUAAAAAGCCCCAAGGUGAAAUGCUUUAAAAUGAUUUUUCCUUUAUUAGAUUUUGCUAACAUUAAGAUGCUUUGUACUUUCUUGCACACAUCACAGUGGGGAACUAACUUUUUUGUUUUUGAGAUCACUGAGCACACCCUAGUAUGGCUCAAUCUGUGUGAAUUGACACUUGAUGACAACGUGAGGUUUAUGUAUGAACAAAAAGGGCCUUGGAUUUGUUUCUCUAUCAAGCUUUUGCAUUAAAAUAUGUCAGCAUACACUGGAUAAAAUAUAUAUCUGUAUUUUUGCAAUAUAAAGUUAUUGGUGCCAAAUGUCCUUUUGAACUAAAGAGUAAAGAACACAACAACCUUUUGCCGCACAUUCUAGAACUGGGAGAAAUCAAUGUACAAUAAUACAGAGUUAAGUUUUGUAUUUUUCAAAAAGACAUUAUGUUACCAAUAAUUUUUAAAGUGUAAUGGCUACAAGUGACACAGAAGAGUCCUUUUCAGGUUAGAUGAAGAAAGCCAUUGUAUUUAACAUAUUUCUUAUGAUUCAGUACACCUUUAAUAGUUCCCCUCCACUCCCUUAAGUUAUACUGUUAAGAAUGAUAAUUGAGGUUUUGCUGUAACGCCAAUACUGUGUACCACACAUCCAAUAUACUACUUGCUGUUUUUUUAUUUACUAACUUAAUAUAAUAUGCAGAAUGUAAAGGGAUUUUCAUGGCUGUGUGCCUGUCCUGUUGUUCUGAUUUGCUUUGAAUUUUAGAUGCAAUAACUUUCUUAGUCCUCUGCUGUUUUGGUCUCUUGUGGCACAGUAGAAUGUGUAUAAGUACUUACAUUGUAUAGCAGAAAAAGUUGCAUACAUUGUUUAUACUGGUUUAAAUAGUAAAAUGGAAAUACAAUCCAAAAUUAUUUGAUUUCAUCCCAACACUGUUUUAAAGUUUUGAAACAAUGAUUUUUCAAGAUGUACUCUUCAGGUCAAUUCAGCUGUAAAAUUUCAUUGGCCUGUAUUAUUCUAACCCAGUGUGCAGCAACUACUCUUUAAACAAAAACUAUCAGCCCAAUUUUGUGUGUGUGUGUGUGGGUGGGUGGGGUGUAUAUUGCAUAUUUUUAUAUGUGGCACUUAUGUAUUGUAGUGGGUUAUUGCUAUCAAUUGGACAGUUAAAUACUGUAUUUGAGGCUGGGCUGUCCUUUUUAUAAUUGUCACAAUGUUUUAUUGACAUUAUUUAUUACUUUUGAUAUACAGAAUGAGCUGCAUGCAUUUACAGAGCAAUAAGAGAAUAUAUUUAAUGUGCCUUGUUUUUAACUGAAUAAGAACUGAAAGCAUGAAUCAAUAAAACUGAUUAAAAUGG